This is a messenger RNA of Arabidopsis arenosa, 970 nucleotides long. NCBI's taxonomy places the organism in Eukaryota, Viridiplantae, Streptophyta, Magnoliopsida, Brassicales, Brassicaceae. The record is from the annotation of a GenBank genome assembly.
AGAAGAGAAGAAUCGCGAAGAAAAUCAAAUCAAAUCAAAUCAAAAUCAUGAGUGGGCAAGAGAAUCAUGAUGAUGGUCGGAUCUCUUCUUCAACUCCCGCCGCCGCGUCGGAGCCUUCCAAGGCGGCUUCUCACUCCUCUGACUACGCUCCUUACCCUAAGCUCGACCCUACCGACGUCACUCCUCCUCCUCCUCAGCCUAUUCCCACCGGUGCCGCCGCAACCACCAUGCCGUCGGAAUCCAAUCCUUACGUCUCUCCUUCCCCUGCCCCAAGGAAUACGAUGGACUCGGUGAAGGAUACGCUAGGGAAAUGGGGGAAAAUGGCUGCCGACGCCACUAAGAAGGCAGAGGAUCUCGCCGGAAACGUCUGGCAGCACUUGAAAACAGGCCCUAGUGUAGCCGAUGCUGCUGUCUCACGAAUUGCUCAGGGGACAAAAAUACUUGCGGAAGGUGGAUAUGAAAAGGUCUUCAAGCAAACAUUUGACUGCCUUCCUGAUGAGAAACUUCUCAAGACCUAUGCUUGCUACUUGUCUACAUCUGCUGGUCCUGUGAUGGGAGUUAUGUAUCUUUCGACUCACAAACUUGCCUUCUGUAGUGACAAUCCUCUUUCCUACAAAGAAGGUGAACAGACCCAGUGGAGCUAUUACAAGGUGGUACUUCCGGUGAACCAGCUGAAGGCAGUGAACCCAUCAACAAGCAGAGUGAACACAUCUGAGAAAUACAUACAAGUGAUUUCCAUCGACAACCACGAGUUCUGGUUUAUGGGGUUUGUGACUUAUGAAAGCGCUGUGAAGAGCCUUCAAGAAGCGGUGCAGUCACAUGGUCCAUAAAGGUCCACUGGUAUAAGUGCAGCUCUUAGUGGUAUUGUGCAUUAAUAUAUGGAACAGUGUGUUUUAGUAUUUGAUACCAUUUCAAUAUGUGUUGUAGAUUUCGUCCUCUUGGCAUUUGCUCAUAAACAUUGCUUUUGUUC